Messenger RNA from Striga asiatica, 1186 nucleotides. The record is from the annotation of a GenBank genome assembly. NCBI's taxonomy places the organism in Eukaryota, Viridiplantae, Streptophyta, Magnoliopsida, Lamiales, Orobanchaceae.
AUGUCGAUUGGGAACGGCCAAAAAUCCAUUGAUCAAGAAAUCGAUCACGUAAGAGAGUGUAUAGAGAAGUGCAUGCAGAUGUACAUGAACAAAAGGGAAACCGUGAACUUUCUCGCUACACAGGGCAACAUUCAGGCAGCUGUUACUAGAAUAGUCUGGGCAAGGCUUGAACGAGACAAUCCAGAUUUUUUCAGGGCUUAUUAUAUAAUGAUUGCCGUGCAAGAGCAAAUAAUUGAAUUCAACAAGUUGCUUCCUGCACAAGUCGAGCUAAUGCGUCGAAUAGCAUUGACUGGGAACACGAGUGUGUUCAAUUCUAGUCUUCCUCACACAACACCAUACCGGAAUGUUGAUCUUCAAGAAAGCAGGCAUUCAAAACCAGAGAAUAUGCAGCAAGUGUACGUAAUAAACAACUAUGGACCAUCAAUCCAAGGAAAUCUUGAUCGGCCCUUUCAAAUUAGAGAAAUUAAUGAUGUUUACCCAAACAUGUUUUUGCCUCAAUACACGAAUGCUGGUUUCGAACAAACAGAGAAUAUGCAGAUAUUUGGUGACGGUCAAUCAGAUUUAAGUUUUGCGAGACGUAGCAAUUUGAUGGUAUCAAAUCCUCCGAGAAGCAACGCAUUCUUACCCUAUUUUAAUAGUAAUAACAUGGCGCAACAUUCGGAAGGAUUUCACUUGAAUUAUGGUAUUUUUGAACAGCAUCAUCAGUUGAAUUCGGCAGCUGCUGAAUACCCAGUUGAUUACUCGUCUGGCAGUUCGGGUCUUUCUCUCCCUAGUAAUGCAGCACCACAUUAUGUCGACAAUUUUCUCUUCAAGGAUGGGGUUUGUGAGCAAUAUCACCCGACUCCCAAUCCCGAGUACCCUGUGGACUCCCUUAGUAGUACCGGAAAUGCAGAGAUCUUGGACCCUGGAUCAUCCGGAAGUUUGAAAAAUCCGUUUUCCGGAUGAUUUUUGAUUUGUAUAUUUCUGCAACUGUGGACUGUAGUGAAAUAAAGACAUUGACUUUUUAGUUUUGGUAACAUAGAUUCAGGAAUUCUUGUUCUGAAUGUGGUGUUUUUGUUUAUGCCAACAUCACUCUGCAAGUAGUGCUGCUUAUGCACACUAAGCUCUCCACCGGCCAUUGCCAAGGAAGUGUGAACUUGUCAGUUGUACCAAAUAUGAUGUUAAUGCUCUACAGUUUUAGAUUAAA